AUGUCAACCAAAGCUUCACCCGCCUCAGAGUCAGGGACACUGAGGCCAGUCGCCUGCUUGAAUUGCCGGCAGCGUCGGUCGUAUUGUUCAAAGGACAAGCCAACAUGUUCGCGAUGUCGCGACAGCGGACUGGUGUGUACUUAUGAGGGCGCUCGAAAAAUAUUAGUGAAUGAAGCAUACUUGAGAGACCUCGAACGUAAGGCGAAAACGCUUGAUAAAAACACUGGACAACAGGCAACCCCGCGUGCUCCCAUAGAAAGUGGCAUCAACAACCUCGAUGAAGAGGAAGAUGACGACUUCGAAGACGCCGAGCCCUUGUUCGAGUCUUUUACUCACCUCCGUCUCAAUCGCCCAUCAACGAGCUUUCAGGGACCAGCAUCGUCCGACACUUUUCUUCGAAAUGUGAGCCAGGUCACUGGUCUCGGCGACGAGCACGACAGCCUAAAUAAUGACCCUAAUCUUUGCGAGCCUGUGACGCUACCGUCAAGAAAGCGAGCCUUCAGCCCCCAUCUGCGGCUGCCCCCAUUACACGUUGCGCGACGCUUUUUUGCUGCCCAGUAUAGCUUUAUUGGACCCAUCUUUGCCUUCACCGAGUCCAAACAAGAAUUCGAGAAAUCUUUGUUCAAGGCAUACAGCGGCCUCCCAGACGCGACGGAUCGGGAAGACUGCCUUCAUUAUGCAAAACUGCUUCUCAUUCUCGGAUUCGGCCAGAUGUACUCUGUAAAUCAAUGGGUAGACUUCAGAGGACCGCCUGGGUUCACAUACUUUUCGGAAGCUCUGAGCCUGCUGCCGGAGACGCACGAGGACGGGUCCCUGCUGUGCGUUGAAACGCUGGCAUUGGCAGGGUAUUUUUUGCAGAACAUGAACAGGCGAGAUGCAGCAUUCCAGUUCAUCGGGCGCGCUCUUAGAAUGGCCAUCUCUCUCGGGCUCCAUCACGAGGUUGAGGGCAUUUCCGCCACAUCGAGCCCGGUGCCUCAGGCGAUUCUGAUAGAAGAGGCCGCGAGGGAGCACAGACGAAGAACAUGGUGGUCGGUCUAUAGCCUGGAUCGCAUCCUGUCUGUAAAGUCGGGGAAUCCAAUCACGAUACAAGACGAGGAUAUUGGCGUACGGCUGCCAUCUCGACUGCCCUCGGAGCCGGAGUACUGUCCGGCCAUCGUGCUGAGACAAUACACCAAAUUAUCCAGAAUCCUUGGCGAGAUACACAAAAAGAUAUACCACAAGACAAACAGGGCGGAACUAAAGUCGGGCAAGACUUUGAUGGCUUCAGUUCAGAGGAUUUUGAUCGACCUUUCGAAUUGGGAUAGCGAGCUCCCAUAUGGUCUGCGCUUUGAUCCUGAUCGCCUGAUUAUAGGGCGGGAGAGUGUGAGCACCCUGGCCCAUUACUACCAGUGCAUCAACAUGACAAUCCGUCCACUUCUUUUCCAUGUUGUGAAGGAGAGGCUCGUCUUGAUCCGGAAGAGCCCCGGGGCUCUGAUCAAAGAAACGGAUUGGAAGACGGGGCUGUCACAGACGACGGUAAGGGUCAUUGAAAUGUGCAUCGGUGCCGCGCUGGACAGCAUCAACAUCAUGGUGAUUGCAGCCACAAAAGACCUCGUCGCCACCUAUGGCUACAUGGACGGGGAGCACAUAUUCUCAGCCACCAUUAUCCUUGUCAUGGUCUGCGCGGCCUUUCCCACAAGCACGGUCAACAUGUCCGCCAUGAAGACUGGUCUAGAGCUCCUCCGCACCAUGUCGGAGCGGGGAAACACUCAUAUCGGUGCGCGCUACGAGGUCCUGGUCCGUCUCUUAGCGACGGUCAUGCCGGAGAGCGACUACUAUCGCGUCCCCGUUGACUCGACGCCGCAGCCCAACGCUGCGCUUUUCCUCGCGCCACCGGCCGACCCGUCGGCGUUUCUGGCAGCGGCGUCGGCGUCGCUUGGCGAUCCCGGGCAGCAGCACGCAGUUUCGGACAUGGGCAGCGCGUAUCCGCCGAGAUUCCCCGCCAUGGACAUCCAGACGCUGUCGGAGCCGUUCUACGACGAGGCCGGUACGUCGGGGAUGGACUUUGGGCUGUGGGAGGAGGGCUUUGCGUACCCGACCAUGGACUUGGAUCUGGACUUGGGGGUUUCACAGCCGCACGCGGCCCAACACCAGUGA
This is a messenger RNA of Akanthomyces muscarius, 2136 nucleotides long. RefSeq lists its product as uncharacterized. Gene Ontology annotation, molecular function: DNA-binding transcription factor activity, RNA polymerase II-specific; DNA binding; zinc ion binding. The record is from RefSeq and is a predicted model, not a curated record. NCBI's taxonomy places the organism in Eukaryota, Fungi, Ascomycota, Sordariomycetes, Hypocreales, Cordycipitaceae. Bases 1 to 2136 code for a protein of 711 amino acids. The transcript is spliced from 6 exons. Gene Ontology annotation, biological process: regulation of DNA-templated transcription; DNA-templated transcription.